Molecule: messenger RNA, 13283 nt
Organism: Haliotis rufescens (red abalone)
Lineage: Eukaryota; Metazoa; Mollusca; Gastropoda; Lepetellida; Haliotidae
Product: dynein axonemal heavy chain 12-like
Exons: 71
Coding region: 179-12229 (4016 amino acids)
Biological process (GO): microtubule-based movement
Cellular component (GO): dynein complex
Molecular function (GO): ATP hydrolysis activity; ATP binding; minus-end-directed microtubule motor activity
Source: RefSeq, a predicted model, not a curated record
UGCUGUAGAACGUUAUGGAGGCUCAAGUCUAAAGCUUCCAUAACAACGCAGCGCGAAAAGGUCAUAUGCGUGACUAUUAGGAAAAUGUAAAGUUUAUAUAAUUUGCUGCGUGAUUUCCCAUCUUAUCUAACACCUGGAAUAACAGUUUUGUAUUUGCCGACCAAGACUUCUUGAAAAGAUGGCAUCUCCAGGCAGGUAUACCAAUGGCAUUACAAAUGGUGAUGGAACAGCCAAUGAGAGACUUGAGCCGAUCAGACAAAGAACCAAAAUUGGCGGCAUUGGCCCAGAUGGAUAUCCAAGAUUACCGCCAAUCAAACGACCAGUGGUCUCCAAAGAAGAUCCAUAUGCAAAUAGUAAACUGAUGAACUUCAGGCUUGCUAACCACAAGCAAGCUUUACUCAUGCAGAUCCUACAAGACACAGCCAUGAAGGCAAUGGAUGAAACCCAGGAAGCAGUGGAACUGACGCCUGACAAACCCCCCAGCCCAGACUACCCUGAGGAGAAACGAAAAAAAAGCAAGGAAGAACAAAUUGCGAUGAUGAGUCCUGAGCGGCGUGUCCGGCUAAACUACCAGUUUCUGCGUGGCUGUGUGGAGAGUGGCCCUAUCACCCCCAUGCAGGAGGAGUGGGACUCACACAUACUCAGGAUGGUGCCAGAACACCUCCGACAGGCUGCCGAUCUCAAGGAAUACCUCGCAGAGUUGUUUGAAGAAAUCAGGAAAGACUACUAUGGCAGUAUGAAGAAGUCUAUGGUUCAGCAUGUGCUGGUCAAGCCUGAAGUGAAGGGUCUUGAACUGGACUCUGCCGGACCUCCCCCAGCAGAACCACAGGGUCUUGAUUUCUCACGGCCAUGGCAUGAAGAUUACCUUGACAACCGGCAGACAAUCCGCACCAACCUGCACCUUUUGCACCCGUCCAUGCAGGUGGUGCUGAAGAUGUGCCAGACCACACUGGGGAACAUGAUCCUUGUUGACGUCUCGUCGUACAGAGCAAAUGGCCCAAUGGAGUUUGAGAGCCUGAAGAACAAUGUUAUCUUAGACCUAGAGAAAGCAGAAGAGAGGCUCAUGCACAGCUGGCACCCAGCUGUCAUCAACGUCUUCACAGACAAGAACAACUUCACCAACAUCAAACCAGAACUAAUGGACUCCUUCUAUGCCAAUGUCUCCACACUUGUCUCAAACCAGCUGAAAGACCUGUUGGUGCGGACAAUCGAUGCCUUCGUUGAUGUGUUUGAGCCAGAAAACCAUCUGCUGCUACCAAUUCUGAAGAUGGAACUGACCUUUGAUGACCGCAAGAUGCAGUUCUACCCACCCGUGGAGGAUCUGGAGGAGACAGUUCUGUUUGUGGUCACUCAGAUCACCAAGACCAUGCAGCACGUGCCCACUGUCCAGUCCUGGCUGGCUGGUGGUAACACAGUCACUCACACCGACGUCAGUGUUGCUGACCACAUCCUUCAGGCUGCCAUCAAAACACUGAAGGCAGCGGUCAAACGAUACUUUCAGGCUCCUGAAGAGCAUUUACAAUCAUUUGUGAGAGGAGAUUUUACCACCAUUGACCGGUAUGACUACAUUGUGAAUGGCACUGCUCUGAAAGAGAUCCAUGCCUACAUGGCUGAGGAACACACGUUUGCUGAAUACACAGAGCAAAUUGAGAAGUUCCGUAACCUGGCCAGUGAGAUCAUGGGACUUCCAAGCAUCGAGCAUUUCGCUAUUAUCCGCCUCGACUGUGAAGAUCUGAAGCGGGGCUUGGCAGAAGCUGCUCGAGGAUUGGCUGAUGAGUUGUUGAGUCGUGUUUCUGCAGAUCAUCGGUCGGAGAAUGAGAGUAUCUGCAAGGAGUUCCAUACUAUGAAAGAGCGAGCCCUGCGGCAGCCAGAGACCAGUGAGGAUCUCAUGGACAUGGUGUCGUUUGUGGAGAAGGCUCGUACAAUGGGCAUGAUCAAACUCAAUGAAAGGAUCAAGGAAUCUAAAGACCGCCUUGCGUAUCUCAUAGACGUGUUCAUGUUUACGCCUGAAGAUAUUGAGCUCAACUGUGAGGUGCUUACCUGGCCAACAAGAAUCAACCCUGUCUUUGAUUCCAAUGAUGAGCUUGUGGAGAGUUCCAAACAGAAGGGAGAGAAGCAGCUACUGGAGAAGAGAGAGAGGGUGAUGAUUGAGCUGGAGAAGCUACGACAGCGUGUCGAUGAGUUCAACGAGAAUGGUGAGCUGGACAUGAUGCAGCAGUAUGUGGCGGAUGUGCGCGGUGUGCAGCGCCGCCUGGUGGAUGUGCAGGAACAGAUCACCUGGAUCAAUAAGGAGGAAGUGCUCUUCAAGUACCCAGUGACCACCUACCCAGAUGUUGACGAGAUCUCCUCAUCACUUGACCCCUUCCAGAGGCUUUUCAAUGUUGUACUCAAAUGGCAGAGGGCAGAGAAGAGAUGGAUGGAUGGAGCCUUCCUGGAACUGAACUCAGAGGCAGUGGAGGGCGAGGUAGAUGAGUACUGGAGGGAGACCUACAAGAUACAGAAGGUCUUCAACCAGAAAGUAAAGAAGAUGCAGAUGGAGAGGGAUGAGCUUGAGAGAGAGAGGAAGAAGAAGCGGCGCACGGCUGAGGAUGGGGGUGACGAGGCCAAGGAUGAUGGUGGUGAGUUCCACCCACCACAGUCUCUGGCCGUCUGCAACACCGUCAUGGACAAUAUGAAGGACUUCAAGGAGUUCAUCCCUGUAAUCAGCAUCAUGUGCAACCCUGGUGUGCGGACACGCCAUUGGAAGCAGAUGUCAGACAUAGCUGGCUUUGACCUCACCCCAGACUCUGGUUCAACACUUAGGAAGGUCCUCAAACUGAACCUUGACCCUUACAUGGAGCAGUUUGAACAGAUAUCUGGAGCUGCAUCCAAGGAAUUCUCCUUGGAGAAGGCAAUGAACAAGAUGAUGGAAGAAUGGACAGGAAUCAACUUCAACCUCAUUCAGUACCGGGAUUCUGGUGUGUCCAUCCUGGCAUCCGUGGAUGACAUUCAGACCACGCUGGAUGACCAGAUCGUCAAGACACAGACUAUGAGAGGCUCGCCCUUCAUCAAGCCAUUUGAGAAGGAAAUCAAGGUGUGGGAAGAGAAACUGAUGCGGACGCAGGAGACGAUCGAUGAGUGGCUGAAGGUGCAAGCGCAGUGGCUGUAUCUGGAGCCCAUCUUCUCCUCUGAGGACAUCAUGCAGCAGAUGCCGGAGGAGGGGAGGCUGUUCCAGAUGGUGGACAGAAACUGGAAGGACGUCAUGAGGCACACUGUCAAGGAUGCCAAGGUGAUGGCAGCUGUGGGCAUGCAGGGGCUGCUGGAGAAGCUGGUGGACAGCAAUGGUCUGCUGGACAAGAUCAACAAGGGGCUGAAUGCUUACCUGGAAAAGAAACGUCUCUUCUUCCCACGAUUCUUCUUCUUGUCCAAUGAUGAGAUGCUUGAGAUUCUCUCUGAGACCAAGGACCCAAUGAGAGUCCAGCCACAUCUGAAGAAGUGUUUUGAAGGCAUUGCCAAGCUGGAGUUUGAUGAUAAGCUGGACAUCCACGCCAUGUUCUCCAGCGAGGGGGAGAAAGUGAAGUACUCCACUGCUAUAUCUACAGCCGAGGCGCGGGGUGCAGUGGAGAAGUGGCUACUGCAGGUCCAGAACGUCAUGCUGCUGUCUGUACAUGAUGUCAUUGCUGCUGCUGUUGAGGCCUACCUGAUCUCUCCCCGCUGUGAGUGGGUGAAGGAGUGGCCGGGCCAGGUGGUCUUGUGUGCAUCCCAAGUUUACUGGACACGUGAGGUGCAUGAGGCUAUCCGGGGAGGACCGCAGGGGCUCAAGGACUACUGGGAGAAAUUGCAGAUUCAGCUGACUGAUGUUGUGGCGCUGGUCCGAGGCAAACUGACCAAGCAGCAGAGAAUCACACUGGGAGCUCUUGUGGUUAUAGACGUACAUGCUCGGGACGUGGUGCUGGACAUGUCCAAUAAAGGUGUGGCUGCGGAGAAUGACUUCAACUGGUUGUCCCAGCUGCGCUACUACUGGGAGGAGGAGAAGAUGCUGGUGCGCAUCACCAACGCAACUGUCAGAUACUGUAACGAGUACCUUGGCAACUCCGGCCGCCUUGUCAUCACUCCUCUCACAGACAGAUGCUACAGAACACUGGUCGGAGCAUUCCAUCUCAAUCUGAACGGAGCGCCGGAAGGUCCUGCUGGAACAGGGAAGACGGAGACCACCAAGGAUCUGGCAAAGGCUCUGGCUGUGCAGUGUGUUGUGUUCAACUGCUCCGAUGGUCUGGACUACAUUGCUAUGGGCAAGUUCUUCAAAGGUCUUGCCUCAGCAGGAGCAUGGGCAUGUUUUGAUGAGUUCAACCGUAUCGACCUGGAAGUGUUGUCUGUGGUUGCACAGCAGAUCCUGUGUAUUAUCCGUGCGGUCCAGGGCAAGGUUGACACAUUCAUGUUUGAAGGAACAGAGCUCGCCUUGAACCCCAACUGCUAUGUUUGUAUCACCAUGAACCCUGGCUAUGCUGGCCGCUCUGAGCUGCCAGACAACUUGAAGGUGCUCUUCAGAACUGUGGCCAUGAUGGUGCCAGACUAUGCCAUGAUUGCUGAGAUCUCAUUAUAUUCCUUCGGCUUCCUGGAUGCCAGAAAUCUGGCUGUGAAGAUUGUGACCACCUACCGACUGUGCUCGGAACAACUGUCCUCCCAGUUUCACUACGACUAUGGUAUGAGAGCUGUGAAGGCCGUGUUGUCAGCCGCAGGUAACCUCAAGCUGAAAUAUCCUGAUGAAGAUGAAGAUAUCCUGCUUCUGCGAUCAAUCAUUGAUGUCAACUUACCCAAGUUCUUAUCCCACGACAUCCCACUGUUCAAUGGUAUCAUCUCCGACUUGUUCCCUGGACUCCAGCUGCCAGAGGCCGACUACAAGCUCUUCCUUGCUACCAUGCAGUAUCAGUGUGAGAAGAAGAACCUACAGUUUGUGGACUUCUUCCGGGAGAAGAUCAUCCAGACAUACGAGAUGAUGAUAGUGAGACACGGCUUCAUGUUGGUGGGGGAGCCGUUUGGCGCCAAGUCCAAGGUGCUGGAGGUGUUAGGGGAGGGCAUGACACAGCUCAGUGAGGAAGGUCAUGAGGACUUCGAGAGGGUCAUCACGAGGAUCGUCAACCCAAAAUCCAUCACCAUGGGCCAGCUGUUUGGACAGUUUGAUCCCGUCUCUCAUGAGUGGACAGAUGGCGUGGUCGCCAACACAUUCAGGGAGUUUGCCUCCACGGAUACCCCCGACAGGAAGUGGGUCAUAUUUGAUGGCCCCAUCGAUGCCCUGUGGAUUGAGAACAUGAACACUGUUCUGGAUGACAACAAGAAGCUGUGUCUCAUGAGUGGCGAGAUCAUCCAGAUGUCUUCUGUCAUGAGUCUCAUCUUUGAAACCAUGGAUCUCUCGCAGGCCUCGCCUGCCACGGUGUCUCGGUGCGGUAUGGUGUACCUCGAGCCAACAACACUGGGCUGGAGGCCAAUAGUCAAGUCUUGGAUCCACACCUUCCCUGAAGUGCUGAAGGAGAGUGCGGAACUGGUUGAUGCCCUGUUCGAGUGGCUUGUGGACCCUUGCCUCAACUUUGUUAGGAAACACUGCAAGGAGUAUGUCCCCACAAGCCCCGCCAACCUGGUCCGUUCUCUGAUGUAUCUCAUCGAUAUGUUGAUGCACGGGUCCAUCAACAAAGACGAUGCAGCUGACAACAAGCACAUCAAAGUGUACCUCGUGUCGGCUGUCCUGUUUUCCACACCAUGGUCUAUCGGAGGAGUGGUCGAUGUUGACGGCAGACAGAAGUUUGAUGUGUUCUUCAAAGAUCUUCUGUCAGGAAAGUUUGAGGAACACCCCUUACCCAAAGUUCUUGGAAAGAUCGAGGUGCCCUUCCCCAGUGACAACAUGGUGUACGACUUCAUGUAUGAGCAAAAGGCUCGAGGUCAGUGGCGUCACUGGAAUGACCUCAUCAAGGGAGCUGAGGUGAAGAGUAAGAAGAUCCGAGAGAUGCUGGUCCCGACCAUGGACACUGCAAGAUAUGCCUACCUCAUGGACCUGUGUAUAGAACAUGGACGACCCCUGCUAUUUGUGGGCCCAACAGGAACAGGCAAGAGUGUGUAUGUCCAGGAGAAGAUGAUGAGUCUCUCGAAGGACCGCUACCUGCCAACAUUUGUCAACUUCUCUGCACAAACCAGUGCCAACAUGACUCAGAACAUCAUCAUGUCCAAGCUUGACAAGCGGAGGAAGGGCGUGUUCGGACCACAGAUGGGCAAGAGAGCCGUGAUAUUUGUGGACGAUCUCAACAUGCCAGCUAAAGAAGUGUAUGGCGCCCAACCUCCGAUUGAAUUGCUUAGGCAGUGCAUUGAUCAUGGAAACUGGUAUGACCUGAAGGACACCUCCAAGCUGACGCUGCAGGAUGUGCAGUUCCUGGCAGCCAUGGGCCCCCCGGGCGGAGGCCGCAACCACGUCACCCCCAGGUUCCUCCGACACUUCAACCUGGUGGCCAUGAACCCCUUUAAUGAGGACACGAUGAUCAAAAUCUUCUCCACACUCAUGUCCACUUACUUGAGGGGUCAGGAGUUCUCUGCUGACUUCUUCUCUGCGGGGAACAACAUAGUGCAGGCUACCAUGGAGAUGUACAAGCAGGCAAUGGCCAACCUGCUGCCUACACCAGCCAAGUCCCAUUAUGUGUUUAACUUGAGAGACUUCUCUCGAGUCAUCCUGGGCGUCUGUCUUAUUAAGAAAGAACAAGUAGAGAAUAAACGACAGAUGAUCAGGCUGUGGGUGCAUGAAGUUAUGAGAGUGUUCUAUGACCGUCUCACUGAUGAUGGUGACCGAUCAUGGCUGUUUAAGACUGUAGGUAGCUUGGUGAGAGAACAUUUCAAGGAGAGCUUUGAUGGAGUGUUUGAACAUCUUGCUAAUGGAGGAGAGGGUGGCAAGGACGAGGUACAAGAGCAAGACCUGCGUAGUUUGAUGUUUGGGGACUACAUGAACCCUGAUGCAGAGACAGAGGAGAGGGUGUACGAGGAAGUCAAGUCGCUGGACGAGUUUUACAGAGUGGUGGAGCUUUGUCUGGAGGAGUACAACAACACCCAUAAGACCAGGAUGAACCUUGUCAUCUUCAGAUAUGUAUUGGAGCACCUGUCCCGCAUCUGUCGUAUUCUGCGUGUGCCGGGGGGCAACGCCCUGCUCGUGGGGGUUGGGGGCAGUGGGCGGCAGUCCUUGACCAGAUUAGCCACGGCUAUGGCUGGCUACAGCAUCUUCCAGCCAGAGAUCUCCAAGAACUAUGGCAAGGUUGAGUGGAGGGAAGAUCUCAAGAGCCUACUCAAGAGUGCUGGAGCCAUGGGCAAGACAACAGUGUUCCUCAUCACGGACACACAGAUUAAAGAGGAGUCAUUCCUCGAGGACAUCGACAACCUCCUCAACACAGGAGAAGUGCCCAACCUCUUCCCCACAGACGAGAAGGCAGAGAUCAUGGAGGUUGUACGUCCGUUUGCUCAAGCCGGAGACAAGAACGCAGACUUCAGCCCCCUUGCCUUGUUUGCCUUCUUUGUGAACCGCUGUAAGGAGAACCUCCACAUCAUGAUUGCCUUCAGCCCCAUUGGCGACGCCUUCCGGAACAGACUGAGGCAGUUCCCCUCCCUCAUCAACUGCUGCACGAUAGACUGGUUCCAGCCUUGGCCAGAGGAUGCCCUGGAGAGAGUGGCCAACAAGUUCCUGGAAGAUGCUGAGAUUGAGGACCAACAGAAAUCUGACUCUGUCUUCAUCUGCAAGUACUUUCACCAGAGUGUGCGGGAGCUCUCAGACAAAUUCCUGGAUGAGCAGGGUCGACACAACUACGUGACCCCGACUUCCUACCUGGAGCUCAUCUACUCCUUCAAGUUGCUGCUGGGCAAGAAGCAGGAUGAGACGAUGAAGGCCAAGAAGAGAUAUGUUGUUGGUCUAGAGAAGCUAGCCUUUGCAGCAUCACAGGUGGCUACUAUGCAGAAGGAGCUGGAGGAACUGCAGCCGCAGCUGGUGAAGAGCUCCGAGGAGAAUGAGAAAAUGAUUGUAGUCAUUGAGAAGGAGUCAAAGGAGGUAGAGGUGACAAGUCAGAAGGUGAAGGCUGACGAGGCAGUAGCCAAUGAGCAGGCGGCAUCAGCCCAGGCCCUGAAGGAUGAAUGUGAAGCUGACCUGGCGGAGGCUCUUCCCGCCCUGGAGGCUGCCCUGGCUGCCCUCGAUACACUAAAGUCAUCUGAAAUUACGAUUGUAAAGUCCAUGAAAAACCCUCCUAAUGGAGUGAAGGUUGUGAUGGCUGCUGUGUGUAUCAUGAAAGACAUCAAGGCAGACAAGAUCAAUGACCCUGACAAGCCAGGACAGAAGAUCCUUGACUACUGGGGACCUUCCAAAAAGUUGCUGAAUGACAUGAACUUCCUCAACAUGCUCAAAGUGUAUGACAAGGACAACAUUGCUCCACACAUAAUGCAAAAGAUCAGAAAGGAGUACAUAGGUAACCCUGAGUUUGACCCAGCCAAAGUAGCCAACGCUUCAUCUGCUGCAGAAGGUCUGUGUAAGUGGAUCCUGGCCAUGGAGAUCUAUGACAGAGUUGCCAAAGUUGUUGCACCAAAAAAAGCCAAGCUGGCAGAAGCUGAAGAUGAACUGAAAAAAACCAUGGCAUUGUUGAAUGAGAAGAGGGCAGAACUUGCUGCUGUGGAGAAACGUCUGGCCGACCUGAAGUCCACAUUCCAGGAAAUGACAGAGAAGAAGGAGAGACUGUCUACCCAGGUCGACCUGUGCGGUAAGAAGUUAGUGAGGGCUGAGAAGCUGAUCGGAGGACUCGGUGGUGAAAAGGAUCGGUGGACAGUGGCUGCCAAUAACCUGCAACAGAUCUACAACAACCUACUGGGCGAUGUUCUCAUUUCUGCUGGAGUCAUUGCCUACCUCGGUCCAUUCACAUCUGCAUUUAGAGAGUCCUCCACAACUAACUGGGUCAAAAUAUGUACUGAGAAGAAGAUUCCAUGUUCUGCAGAUUUCUCCCUUAGCAAGACACUUGGGGAGCCCAUCAAGAUCCAAGCCUGGAACAUUGCCGGCCUGCCUAAAGAUAGCUUCUCGAUAGAUAAUGGUGUCAUUGUGGCCAACUCCAGGAGAUGGCCUCUGAUGAUUGACCCUCAGGGUCAGGCCAACAAGUGGGUGAAGAACUCCGAGAAGGACAGCAACCUAUCUGUCAUCAAGCUGAGUGACGGAGACUAUAUGCGGACACUGGAGAACUGCAUCUCCUUUGGGAACCCCCUGCUGCUGGAGAAUGUUGCAGAGGAGCUGGAUCCCUCCCUGGAGCCCCUGCUGCUGAAACAGACAUUCAAACAAGUGUCGGCUGGCGUUGACAUGAUCCGACUCGGAGACAAUGUGAUUGAGUACAGCCAGGACUUCCGCUUCUACAUCACCACCAAGCUCCGCAACCCGCACUACCUGCCUGAGAUUUCCACCAAGGUGUCACUGCUCAACUUCAUGAUCACCCCAGAGGGUCUGGAGGACCAGCUGCUGGGAAUAGUGGUGGCCAAGGAGAGGCCUGAGCUGGAGGAGGAGAGACAGGCUCUGAUUGUGACAAGUGCAGCCAACAGGAAGCAGCUGAAGGAGAUUGAGGACAAGAUCCUGCACACUCUGUCAGCCUCUGAGGGCAACAUUCUAGAGGACGAAAGUGCCAUCCAGAUCCUCGACUCCUCCAAAAUACUCUCUGAUGAAAUCUCCAAGAAACAGAAGAUCGCAGAGGAGACGGAGAAGAAGAUUGAGAGUUCUCGUAUGGGGUACCGACCAAUAGCUAAACAUUCCUCCAUCUUGUUCUUCUCCAUCGCUGACCUGCCCAACAUAGACCCUAUGUACCAGUACUCCCUCAUCUGGUUCGUCAACCUCUUCGUCAUGUCCAUACAGGACAGUAAUAAGUCUAAGAUCUUGGAGAAGCGUCUUCGCUACCUGAAAGACUAUUUUUCCUAUCAGUUGUAUGACAAUGUCUCUCGGUCCAUAUUUGCCAAGCACAAGUUGGUGUUUGCGUUUCUCCUGUGUGCCAAACAAUUGCUAGCUCGUAACGACCUUGACCUGGAAGAGUUCAUGUUCUUCCUUACCGGUGGUGUGGGACUGGACAACAAGCUGGCCAACCCAGCACCUUCAUGGCUGUCUGACAAGAGUUGGGAUGAGAUCUGUCGCCUUUCAGACUUAAAACAUUUCAAAAAGUUCAAGGAGCACUUCAUGAAGAACAUUGACAAAUGGCGUGAGUUCUACAACAACAAGGAACCGAACAAGGCGGAGCUGCCAGAUCCAUAUCACUCUCAGCUGAAUGAGUUUCAGAAGAUGAUUGUGCUCCGCUGUAUCCGUCCAGACAAGAUUGCUCCGGCCAUCACAGACUUUGUGAUGGACAAGCUUGGGAAGAAGUUUGUGGAGCCUCCACCAUUUGACCUUGCCAAGAGUUAUGUUGACUCCAACCAGACGACCCCUCUCAUCUUUGUCCUGUCACCCGGCGCUGACCCCACCAUGAGCCUGCUCAAGUUUGCCGAUGACAAGGGAUAUGGUGGCAACAAGUUUAACUCCAUCUCCCUUGGGCAGGGACAGGGUCCUAUUGCUUCUAAGAUGAUAGAGAAGGCCCGGGCAGAUGGUACAUGGGUACUGCUGCAAAACUGUCAUCUGGCUGUCUCCUGGAUGACUGCCCUCGAGAAGAUAUGUGAAGACUUCAACACUGAGAACACUCACCCCGAGUUCAGACUGUGGCUCACCAGCUACCCCUCAGACAAGUUCCCUGUGACAGUGCUGCAGAACGGUGUGAAGAUGACCAAUGAGCCUCCCACUGGCCUCCGCCAGAACCUGCUGCAGUCCUACCUCAACGACCCCAUCAGUGACGAGGAAUUCUUCCGGGGAUGUCCCGGAAAGGAACUGCAAUUUGAGAAGCUGUUGUUUGGGCUGUGUUUCUUCCAUGGCCUGGUGCAGGAGAGGAGGAAGAUGGGCCCCAUCGGCUGGAACAUCCCUUAUGGCUUCAACGAGUCCGAUCUCCGGAUCUCUAUCAGACAACUACAGAUGUUCAUCAACGAGUACGAUGAAGUGCCGUAUGACGCUGUGUCCUACAUGACUGGGGAGUGUAACUACGGAGGUCGUGUAACGGACGACUGGGACAGGCGAUGUCUGCUCACCAUCCUGGAUGACUUUUACAACGCUCACAUCAUCAUGGACCCCAAGUACAAGUUCUCUGCCUCGGGUGUCUACUUUUCCCCUCCUAAAGGAUCCUACAAGGACUAUGUACAGUUUAUUAAGAACCUGCCCCAGAACCAGCACCCGGAAGUGUUUGGUAUGCAUGAGAAUGUGGAUAUCUCCCGAGAAUUGCAGGAAACUAACCUACUGUUUGCCUCGGUCCUCCUGACACAAGGUCGUUCUGGUGGCGGAGGGGGAGGGAAGACAGAUGACAAACUUUCCGACAUUUCAGCUGAUAUUCUCGCAAAGUUGCCAAGUGACUACGACAUUGAAGAAGCCACCAAGAAGUUCCCAGUUGUGUAUAGUGAGAGCAUGAACACUGUGCUGGUGCAGGAGAUGGAAAGAUUCAACAGACUGCUGACCAUCAUCAGAUCCAGCCUGCAGAACCUGCAGAAGGCCAUCAAGGGGCUGGUGGUCAUGUCGUCUGAGCUGGAGGACAUGGCUGGGAGUCUCCUCAUCGGACGCCAGCCGGCCAUGUGGGCCAAGCGCUCAUACCCCUCUCUCAAACCACUGGGCAGCUACAUCACAGAUUUCCUCGAAAGACUGAAAUUCUUACAGAACUGGUAUGACGGCAGCAAGCCCCCGGUAUUCUGGGUGUCUGGCUUCUUCUUCACUCAGGCCUUCCUCACUGGUGUCAUGCAGAACUACGCCAGGAAAUACACCAUACCCAUCGAUAAACUAGCCUUUGACUUUGAGGUUUUAGUCCAUGACACUCUGAGUGAGGCACCUGAAGAUGGAGCUUACAUCGUCGGUCUGUUCCUGGAUGGAGCCCGCUGGGACAAAAACAGUGGCUGUUUGACUGAACAACUGCCAAAGAUUCUCAAUGAUGCUGUUCCCAUCAUCUGGCUGAAGCCAUGUCUACAGGAAAAGAUUGAUGUGUCCAACAAGCGCUACAAAUGUCCCGUGUACAAGACCAGCGAACGUCGGGGCACACUGUCGACCACCGGUCAUUCCACCAACUUUGUGAUGGCCAUCCUACUGCCCACUGAGAAGCCAAUCCAACACUGGGUCAAGCGGGGCACUGCUCUCUUGUGUCAGCUCAACAACUAAAACAUGGACAAAAUACUUGAGUUUACCACUGAUGUCCAGCUGAACACAAACAUUCCAGUUCUAUGUUGACAUGUAUGUUGAAAUCAAUCCUAUUUAUUUUGUUACCAUUGUUCGUUGUUACUGAAAUUAUAAUAACAUUUAAAACAUUAGUAAUAUGCAUUCGCUAAAGAAAAUUCUGCCAAACCAAAUGCAGCCUGAAUGUUAUGCAUAAUUUGAUAUUGAUUUUGAAUGUCAAGUGUUUUAUUUAUUCUGAUAUUGAGGAAACCGCAAGCACAGUUACUUAUAUUUACACAUACACAGCAUUUUCAAAAGAUUACAUGUUGUUGAGCCAUAAGAUCGAAAAUUUCAUAUCUUUUUGGCCCCUGAUCUCUCAGGAGUAUUUAUUCAUUGACAAAUGUUUACAUGGUACAUCUUACACAAAAACUAAAAGAUUGUCAGUUUGUGACUAUACCAGUGUGAUAUAUAACUGAAGCACCGCCCAGAUGAACAGUAUUACCUCCCCUCCCAACCUUCAGUUGUGUGCAGUAGAUAGGGGACUUGACUCCAACUGUGAUAAACAAGUCAACAACACAAAAUAUACAUUUAGUUUGGUCCACAUUUGGUAACAGACUUACAUGUUUUAUGCUUUGUUUGUGUUCUUUUUAAGUGAAACUAGCAUUCUCAAGUCUUCAGUGCAGUAUUUACUUAUACUGGUCACACAUAUAUUUUACAGGUUUUGGUGGAUAUACAACCUUGAGUGCUGAAAAUCUAACAUUUCCAAAUGUAUUGUGCAUAUGAGUACUGAGUGCACCAACAACUGACUUGUUUGUAGGUUGUGAUGUAGCAGGCAGGAGCUUCAUGAGUGUAUAUGCAGUUUCAUUGAAUUGUAUAAUAAUACUAACAUCUUUCCAGAGUUUAUAGUUUUUAUAUCUGCUUUCCGUCCACUGUACAUGUGUAAAUAAACCAAUGGGAGCUACUCCUGUCUUGUACACACAGAUAUACAUAUAUUUACUAUGUUGUGUGUUCUCCACCAUACCACUGUGAUAUGAGAUGUUAAUAAAAUAUAUACAUAACA